Molecule: messenger RNA, 1086 nt
Organism: Aspergillus melleus
Lineage: Eukaryota; Fungi; Ascomycota; Eurotiomycetes; Eurotiales; Aspergillaceae
Exons: 1
Coding region: 1-1086 (361 amino acids)
Source: RefSeq, a predicted model, not a curated record
AUGUCAGACCCAACUCCGGUGCCCGAUGCGCACGAAGAUUUCUUCCGCCGCCAGGCCUGGCCUGAGGCAUGGGAUGAAUCCGCGUUCUCGCCAGACCAACAGAGGGGGAAAGUUUUCCGUCGACGUUGGGGUACGGGCACUGGCACGGAUUAUUUUCUCAGUUCAUGCAUGCGCCGCGGCCCAUCUUGGCCGUGGGGAUACUUCAUCUACCGGACAACAUACGGGUCGGACGAGGAUUGGAGCCAGGCUCUUGCCAAACUUCAUCGCUAUGUUCACUACGCCAUACGACACCAGGCCGUGCGAUCUCGGCUUAAUGGUCCUGAGAAACUGGAGAAUGAUCUCGAAGCAGCUGAGGUUAUCUGGGAAGGAUGCCAAAAUGUUAUCGUUGAGGAUAGAGAGUUGUUAGAGGGGGCUUCACCUACCCAAGUUCGGCGACUAUUUCAAGAAUGGAUGAUACGGAAUCCGAAAUACAAAAAGUUUAGCAGACCACGGUCGACCUACUGUUUGAUGAUCGAUGAGCAUGCCAUGCGGUCUAUUCUGGCGAGCUCGGAGCCUUGUGCGGACCAUAGGGAGUAUAUGGGUGCCCAGCCCGGAUACGUCAUCUUGAUCGAUCGCCGACAUCCUACUGAGGGAGGGAUCAAGCACGAACCUUAUAAUGUGGGAUGGAUGAGGAUCACGAUGGUAUCAAUUUAUACGGCUUGGGGGUUUACGACUGGGCGCGACGACUUGGAGUUUGAGGACGUUUAUCCCGCUAUCGGGAGGAGGGGCUUGAUCCCAUAUUAUGAUGGUUUUCGGAGUUGGGUGGAGGACGUGAAUGGGCAGAGGGUGGAAGAUUUCUUUCAUUCAGAAAGUGAAGAGGAGGAGAUGGUGGAGGAGGAUGUGAAUGGGAAGAAGGUGGAAAGUUUUUCUCGUUCAGAGAAUGAAGGUGAGAAUGAUGUGGAUGAGCAGGAUGUGAAGACUGCUUCUCAUUCAGAGAAUGGAGAAGAGGAGGACGAGAUUGAGGACGAUGAGGAGGACGAUUAUCCCGAAGGCGGUUAUCCUUUCCAUGAUAUUUAUGAAUAUCUAAGAGAAAAGGGGCAUAUUUAA